AUGGCCCAGAUGACUGGCACAUUCACGUCCUCGCGGCCACUGCAUGAGCUCACCGCUUGUGAGGUUGGUCCGCUCCUACGUGAGGGAAGGUUGAGCGUCGAAGAGUAUGCGCGCGCCCUGAUAUCCCGUGUUCAGUCUCGUGAACCCGACAUCCAUGCAUGGGCCUUCUUCGAUCCCGAAUCUAUCCUCGCCUCGGCACGAAAGCUCGAUUCCCUUCCUCCAGACCAGCGCGGUCCGCUGCACGGCCUCGCUGUCGGUCUCAAGGACAUCAUCGACACGGAUGAUAUGCCGACGGAACACAACUGCCCCAUCUUCAAGGGCAAGGUGCCUGCCUCAGACGCACCUCUUGUCACCAUGCUGCGCUCCGCCGGUGCUUUGAUCUUCGGCAAGACAUCCACAACUCAGCUCGGUUGUUCGUCCCUUGGUCCUCCCACUAACAAUCCCCACAAUGCCGAUCGGUCCCCGGGUGGGAGCAGCACUGGGUCUGCAGCUGCUGUGGCAGACAUGCAUGUGCCAUUGGCGAUUGGUGCGCAGACCGCUGGGAGCGUCAUUCGGCCUGCGUCGUACUGUGGCGUAGUGGGUCUCAAGCCGACAUGGAACGCAGUGUCGAGGGAAGGUGUCCGCAUCUACUCGAUCUCGCUGGACACCGUGGGGUUCUUCGCACGGAGCGUAGACGAUAUCACCCUUUUGACCAACAUCUAUGGCCUACACGAUGACACACAACCACCGCCGGGGGAGCUUGACUUCUCUGCGGCGCGGUUUGCAGUCGUGCAGUCGCCUGCCUGGCAUCUUGCCGAGCCAGCGACGGAUGCUGCAUUGGAGGCCGCAGCGGCCGCGCUCGAAGCUGCUGGCGCCGAGGUCGAACGGCUCGAUCUCCCAGAGCUGAACCCUGUCCCACAGUGGCACGCCACUGUGAUGGCAGCUGAAGCGCGCAUCUCGCUACUGGCCGACUAUGGUGCGCGUCCUCACCUCCUUGACGCCUCUGCCCGCGCUCAGUGCGAGGCCGGUCAGCACAUCUCGCGAUCGACCUACACUACGGCGUACGACGGCAUCGCGGCUCUUCGACCAACCUUCGACGCUCUUGCGGGCAGGUACACAGCCAUAGUUACGCCCAGCGCCACAGGCGAAGCCCCGCUGCUGGACGAAGUGCGCUCGACAGGCAGUCCAGCCUUCAAUGCCAUCUGGACGGCCCUGCGAGUCCCAGUCGUUAGCCUCCCUGGCCUCACUGGCCCCAAUGGCAUGCCGGUCGGGAUCUCGCUCGUGACUCCUCGGUACCAUGAGCAACAUCUCCUCAGAGUAGCACAAUCCGUCGCGCGCGUGCUCGCGCCACGACGGUGA
Cutaneotrichosporon cavernicola is the source of this 1338-nucleotide messenger RNA. RefSeq lists its product as uncharacterized. The record is from RefSeq and is a predicted model, not a curated record. Gene Ontology annotation, molecular function: catalytic activity. Lineage: Eukaryota; Fungi; Basidiomycota; Tremellomycetes; Trichosporonales; Trichosporonaceae. The coding region runs from base 1 to 1338 and encodes 445 amino acids. The transcript is spliced from 4 exons.